Messenger RNA from Diceros bicornis minor, 3845 nucleotides. It is a transcript of the gene TTC7B, whose product is annotated as tetratricopeptide repeat domain 7B. Gene Ontology annotation, cellular component: plasma membrane. Gene Ontology annotation, molecular function: protein binding. The coding region runs from base 341 to 3088 and encodes 915 amino acids. NCBI's taxonomy places the organism in Eukaryota, Metazoa, Chordata, Mammalia, Perissodactyla, Rhinocerotidae. Gene Ontology annotation, biological process: protein localization to plasma membrane; phosphatidylinositol phosphate biosynthetic process. The transcript is spliced from 22 exons. The record is from RefSeq and is a predicted model, not a curated record.
CCUCCCCAGCCCUUCCACCUCGGGGCUCCCCCAGCCCCAGCCCCGCUCCAGGUCGCCCUCCCCGCACCUCGCCCUCCCUCGCGCCUCCCGCUGCCCCCGGCCCGGCCCCGGCUGUGGCUCCGGCCCUGGCCGGCAGGGGCCGCUCCUCGCGGCGCCCGGGGCCCCGCCGCCGCCUCCCCGCCCCUUCCCCAGCCGGCGCUCCCGUUACGCCGCGGAGCCGGGAGCCGGAGCCCGAGCCCGAGCCCGCGGCGGCGGCGGGAGGCGGCGGCGGAGGCGCCCGGGCGGCGGCGGCGGGGCCUGCGGGGCCUGCGGGCGGCGGGCCGGGCCCGGCCAGGCCGCGAUGGCGACCAGGAAGGCGGGCUCGCGGCUCGAGACGGAGAUCGAGCGCUGCCGCUCCGAGUGCCAGUGGGAGCGGCUCCCCGAGCUCGUCAAGCAGCUGUCGGCCAAGCUCAUCGCCAACGAUGACAUGGCAGAACUCCUCCUCGGGGAGUCGAAGCUGGAGCAGUACCUGAAGGAACACCCCCUGCGGCAGGGGGCCAGUCCCCGAGGCCCCAGGCCCCAGCUGACUGAGGUCCGCAAGCAUCUGACCGCCGCCCUGGACCGAGGGAACCUCAAGUCAGAAUUCCUACAAGAAUCCAAUCUGAUCAUGGCCAAGUUGAAUUACGUGGAAGGAGAUUAUAAAGAAGCUCUCAACAUUUACGCCCGGGUGGGCCUCGAUGACUUGCCGCUGACUGCUGUCCCUCCUUACAGGCUGCGGAUGAUUGCAGAAGCCUACGCCACCAAAGGACUUUGCUUAGAGAAGUUGCCUAUUUCCUCUUCUACCAGUAAUCUCCAUGUGGACCGGGAGCAGGAUGUCAUCACGUGUUAUGAGAAAGCUGGGGACAUUGCACUCCUGUACCUCCAAGAGAUAGAAAAGGUCAUACUUUCUAAUAUUCAAAACAGAAGUCCUAAGCCUGGCCCUGCUCCCCACGAUCAAGAACUAGGUUUUUUCCUAGAAACAGGACUUCAGAGAGCCCAUGUCCUCUAUUUCAAAAAUGGGAACUUGACAAGAGGAGUGGGGAGAUUUAGAGAGAUCCUCAGAGCAGUUGAAACGAGAACAACUCAAAACCUGCGAAUGACAAUAGCCAGGCAGUUGGCUGAGAUCUUGUUGCGGGGGAUGUGUGAACAGAGCUACUGGAACCCUCUGGAGGAUCCGCCAUGCCAGUCACCUCUGGACGAUCCUCUCCGGAAAGGAGCAAACACAAAAACCUACACCCUCACUCGGAAAGCCCGCGUCUACUCAGGAGAGAACAUUUUUUGUCCUCAAGAAAAUACUGAAGAAGCCCUGUUGUUAUUGCUGAUUAGUGAGUCAAUGGCCAACCGGGAUGCUGUGCUGAGCAGGAUACCUGAGCACAAGAGUGACCGCCUCAUCAGUUUGCAGAGCGCAUCUGUGGUGUAUGAUUUACUGACCAUUGCUCUUGGAAGAAGAGGCCAGUAUGAGAUGUUGUCGGAGUGCUUAGAAAGAGCCAUGAAGUUUGCCUUUGAGGAGUUCCACCUCUGGUACCAGUUUGCUCUGUCACUCAUGGCUGCUGGAAAAUCUGCUCGUGCUGUGAAGGUGCUUAAAGAGUGUAUCCGUCUGAAGCCCGAUGAUGCCACCAUCCCGCUCCUCGCUGCGAAGCUGUGCGUGGGCUCCCUUCACUGGUUAGAAGAGGCUGAGAAGUUUGCCAAAACAGUCGUUGAUGCGGGAGAGAAAACGUCCGAGUUCAAGGCCAAAGGCUACUUAGCUCUGGGGCUCACGUACAGUCUGCAGGCCACUGACGCUUCUUUGCGAGGGAUGCAGGAGGUCCUCCAGAGAAAGGCGCUUCUUGCAUUUCAGAGGGCCCACAGCCUGUCACCUACAGAUCACCAAGCGGCUUUCUACCUGGCUCUGCAGCUUGCCAUCUCCAGACAGAUACCAGAGGCCUUGGGGUAUGUCCGCCAAGCUCUUCAACUUCAGGGCGAUGAUGUGAACUCCCUGCACCUCCUUGCCCUCUUAUUGUCAGCACAGAAGCAUUACCACGAUGCUCUGAAUAUCAUUGACAUGGCGCUGAGUGAAUAUCCAGAAAAUUUUAUACUACUGUUCUCCAAGGUGAAGCUGGAGUCACUCUGCCGGGGCCCUGACGAGGCGCUCCUCACCUGUAAGCACAUGCUGCAAAUAUGGAAAUCCUGCUACAACCUGACCAAUCCCAGUGAUUCUGGACGUGGGAGCAGCCUCUUAGAUAGAACCAUUGCUGACAGACGACAGCUUAAUACAAUUACUUUGCCAGACUUCAGCGAUCCCGAGACAGUGUCAGAUUCCUCCUCCUCCUCCUCUUCUCUUUCAAGAACCGAAUCUCCUCUCCACCUGUUUGUAUCUUCUCAUCUUCAUUCUCAUCCCAAACCCGAUACCUUUGUGUGGCCCCCUGCAGCUCAUUCAUUCAGUGACCCAGGUCCCCGCCAGGAACCCUCUCUGUGCAACUCUCCAGAAGUAUACUUUCAUGGUUUUCCCUCCCUUUUUUCAGUUAGCUCUAUCCAUGCCACAUCAGUAGCAGCCUCAAGAGUGGAGCAGGCCCUGUCGGAAGUGGCCUCGUCUCUACAGAGCAGCGCCCCCAAGCAGGGCCCGCUGCACCCCUGGAUGACGCUGGCGCAGAUCUGGCUCCAUGCAGCUGAAGUCUACAUUGGCAUUGGGAAGCCUGCAGAAGCCACAGCCUGUACCCAAGAAGCUGCCAACCUCUUCCCGAUGUCCCACAACGUCUUGUACAUGCGUGGCCAGGUUGCCGAGCUCCGCGGCAACAUCGAUGAGGCACGGCGGUGGUAUGAAGAAGCCUUGUCCAUCAGCCCCACCCAUGUGAAGAGCAUGCAGCGACUGGCCCUGAUCCUUCAUCAGCUGGGCCGCUACAGUCUGGCAGAGAAGAUCCUCCGGGACGCGGUGCAGGUGAACUCAACAGCCCACGAGGUCUGGAACGGGCUGGGUGAGGUCCUCCAAGCUCAGGGCAAUGACGCAGCGGCCACCGAGUGUUUCCUGACGGCCUUGGAGCUGGAGGCCAGCAGCCCGGCGGUGCCCUUCACCAUCAUCCCUCGAGUGCUCUGACCAGGCACCCACCAGCCCCAUUGCCGCUCAGGCCAAGGAGACCCUGCCUGGGGUGGCCCGAGGGGACGAGUCUGCCAUACCGAGGCCCUGGGUGACUGCGAUCGACCCCAGUGAACUAACCAAACAACCCCUGAAUCAUCGCUCCCCACGUGUGUAUUUCUGUUGUUGUUUUGCCAGCCCAAUGAUAGUUUCUGAAUCUACUGACAUUGUUCAAAAUGGAUUAUGUGCCAUAUUUUGUUAGUUGACAUCUGAGUUUUAAGUAAAAUGAUUAUGGACUUAAUCAACAAAUGUAGAAGAAUAUAUUCAAAGUUAAAAUUCAGUGGCAGAACAGAUUAUUUUUAUCAGAGCUGUAAAGAAAACUGUUCUCUCCUCCCCAUCACCACUCCCGCCCCACCCUUGGCCCAGAAACCAAAUGUGAACUUUCCGUUUCCCACCUCAUACUAGUCCAAGCCAGGACACCAGCUGACAAUUUCUUGGUUUUGUUGUCAGUAAUUGUACUAUAUGAUGAAUUACUGUCCUCACUUAGAACAAAGCCUGAGUCCAAGAAUAUUUAUAUUUUACCAAUAUAUGCCUGUUACAAGAGAAGGAAAUAUGAGUUAUUUAAGUUUAACUUUUUUAUGUGAAUUCAGAGUUUAUUUAUCGAUGGAAAUAUGUACAAAGAAGCUUCAAAUGGAAUAUUUACCGACAUUCCUUAUACAUGACAGACACUUGGCUAAAUGGGAAGAUGAUGUUAAUAAUAAAAUGAUUUUUAAAUGGA